Messenger RNA from Cyclocybe aegerita, 771 nucleotides. NCBI's taxonomy places the organism in Eukaryota, Fungi, Basidiomycota, Agaricomycetes, Agaricales, Hemipholiotaceae. The record is from the annotation of a GenBank genome assembly.
AUGUGCUCGUCUACCACCGCUGCUGCCUCCGCUGCUGGGUCGUCGCCCUCACCGCUGCCCGCGUCCCCCGCCGCACGCACCAACACCCACACCGAGCUCGUCUCGGACUGCAUCAACCACUCCUCGCCCCAGUGCUGCCACUGCGGCUGGCGCGGAGCCCACUCCCCCAACUGCCCCUUCAGUUGUAUUCUUGCAUCGCAUCUUUCACGCUCAGCUUUCGCCUUGCAUCUCUCUCGAUCUCUAUCUCAUGUCCCAGCAUUUCGUCUUGCUCGUCUCGCUUUCAAGUUCCUCAAGCCCAAGUUUCCCCAUAUCCUGCACUCUAUCUAUGCUAGUAACGCCUCCCUCGCCCUCGCCCUCGCCUCGACCCGCCUACCCCGUCUGAACCUUUCACCCUCUCGACUUUUUCAUAGCCCUCCGACUCUUCAUAUCCUCCGACCCUUUCAUAACCCUUCGGCUUCGACUUUCACCCUUCACCCUCACCUCUAUCACUUCGCCUUCCCCUUCUCGACAUGGGCCCGGUCCUGCCUAGUCCCAGCAUCCCCAAGUUCCACCUUCCACUUUCCACAUCUAUUUAUGCACCCGCCGUCGCCAUCGCCCCACGUCGCGUCCGAGUCUCGCCUCUACCACUUACCAUCACCCCGGACGACGAAGUUCAUUGAAGAUCCCUCGAAUUUGAACACCGAUCUGACUCAUACGCCGUCGAUCACACCUUUCGUCAUCGGCGUCGUCAUCGCUUUGUCCUCGUGUCCUUUCGCGUCGUCGGUCUCAUGA